Messenger RNA from Mustela lutreola (European mink), 6112 nucleotides. RefSeq names its product myotubularin related protein 3 (gene MTMR3). Bases 461 to 4111 code for a protein of 1216 amino acids. The transcript has 23 exons. The record is from RefSeq and is a predicted model, not a curated record. Gene Ontology annotation, molecular function: phosphatidylinositol-3-phosphate phosphatase activity; metal ion binding; phosphatidylinositol-3,5-bisphosphate 3-phosphatase activity. NCBI's taxonomy places the organism in Eukaryota, Metazoa, Chordata, Mammalia, Carnivora, Mustelidae. Gene Ontology annotation, biological process: regulation of autophagy.
GCGCCCCCGCUCGCGGCCCGGCUCGGCGUCGGGAGCGCGCUCUGUGUGGCCGCUGCCGCCAUGUUGUUGUGGUUGUGAGAAGGCGGCGGCGGCAGCGGAGGAGCAGCCGGAGGAGAGGCUCCAGCGGCUCAGGCGCUGACCCCCGCCGGCCCUGGCUGGGAGCCUAGUGGGGUGGCGGAGGUGGCCGUGCCGUGGCGGGCCUCGCCAUGUCUUGCCGCCCGAUGAGGAAACUUCAUGAACUUCCCAGACUUACACAAAUUGACUUGUGAAACCUUCUAAUAGAGAAAGUUCUUGGGACAAACUUCACUUGAUCCACGUGUAAAGGAAAGUCUUGCCGGACACUGAAGAAAGGAAGGGGAUUUCUCCUCCUAAUCUGGGCCUCCUGUCAUGCAUUAGGAGAGUAUGUUUUCAUGUUUUACGGAAAAUCUCAAGCUUGUACAGAAAGACAGUGAACGAUUAUAUGCAUCAGUCCACUGCAGAUGAAGAGACUCGGCACAGCCUUGAGUGCAUCCAGGCCAAUCAGAUUUUUCCCAGGAAGCAGCUGAUCCGGGAGGAUGAGAAUCUUCAGGUUCCUUUUCUCGAACUUCAUGGAGAAAGCACAGAGUAUGUGGGCCGUGCUGAGGAUGCCAUCAUUGCCCUUUCUAAUUAUAGACUUCACAUCAAGUUCAAGGAGUCUCUUGUUAAUGUUCCAUUACAGCUUAUAGAAAGUGUUGAAUGCCGAGAUAUAUUUCAGCUUCAUUUGACUUGCAAAGACUGCAAAGUUAUCAGGUGUCAGUUCUCAACCUUUGAGCAGUGUCAAGAGUGGCUCAAGAGACUGAACAAUGCAAUCCGACCACCUGCGAAAAUAGAAGAUCUGUUUUCGUUUGCAUACCACGCUUGGUGCAUGGAGGUCUACGCCAGUGAAAAAGAACAACAUGGAGACCUGUGCAGACCAGGGGAGCAUGUAACGUCAAGGUUUAAAAACGAAGUGGAGCGAAUGGGUUUUGAUAUGAACAAUGCCUGGAGGAUUUCCAACAUCAAUGAGAAGUACAAGCUAUGUGGUAGCUAUCCACAGGAGCUCAUAGUGCCUGCCUGGAUCACCGACAAAGAACUAGAGAGUGUAGCAAGCUUCAGGUCCUGGAAGCGCAUCCCUGCCGUCGUCUACAGGCACCAGAGUAAUGGAGCUGUCAUUGCCCGCUGUGGACAGCCGGAGGUCAGCUGGUGGGGCUGGCGAAAUGCUGAUGAUGAGCACCUGGUGCAGUCGGUAGCCAAAGCUUGUGCCUCUGACUCCCGAUCAAGUGGCAGCAAGCUGUCUACUAGGAACAGUUCUCGAGACUUUCCCAAUGCGGGAGACCUUUCUGAUGUGGAAUUUGAUUCUUCUCUGUCAAAUGCUUCAGGAGCAGACAGUUUAGCCAUCCAACCGCAGAAGCUUUUGAUCUUGGACGCACGUUCCUAUGCUGCAGCUGUGGCAAACCGAGCCAAAGGAGGAGGCUGUGAAUGCCCGGAGUAUUACCCAAACUGUGAGGUCGUGUUUAUGGGGAUGGCAAAUAUUCAUUCAAUUAGGAGGAGUUUUCAGUCUCUGCGGUUGCUGUGCACACAGAUGCCGGAUCCGGGAAAUUGGCUCUCAGCCCUUGAAAGCACAAAAUGGCUCCAUCACCUGUCUGUGCUCCUGAAGUCGGCACUUCUGGUAGUACACGCUGUGGAUCGUGAUCAGCGGCCCGUCCUAGCGCACUGCUCAGAUGGCUGGGACCGCACUCCCCAGAUUGUGGCAUUGGCUAAGCUCUUGCUGGAUCCGUAUUACCGAACCAUAGAGGGUUUCCAGGUCCUCGUGGAGAUGGAGUGGCUGGAUUUUGGUCACAAGUUUGCUGACCGGUGUGGUCAUGGGGAGAACUCCGAUGAUCUGAACGAGCGCUGCCCCGUGUUUCUGCAGUGGCUUGACUGCGUUCAUCAGCUUCAGAGGCAAUUUCCUUGCUCUUUUGAGUUCAAUGAAGCAUUCCUUGUGAAACUGGUGCAACAUACCUAUUCCUGCCUGUUUGGAACAUUCCUGUGCAACAAUGCCAAGGAGAGAGGGGAAAAGCAUACUCAGGAGCGGACGUGUUCUGUGUGGUCGUUGCUUCGGGCAGGCAACAAGGCUUUCAAAAACCUACUGUAUUCCUCUCAGUCGGAAGCCGUGCUGUACCCUGUGUGUCACGUGCGUAACCUGAUGCUAUGGAGCGCAGUGUACCUGCCCUGUCCAUCCCCAUCCACCCCCGUGGACGACAGCUGUGCACCGUACCCAGCCCCCGGCACCAGCCCUGAUGAUCCGCCCCUGAGCCGGCUACCAAAGACUAGAUCAUUUGACAAUCUGACUACAGCUUGUGACAACACAGUGCCUCUGGCCAGCCGGCGCAGCAGUGACCCAAGUCUGAACGAGAAGUGGCAGGAGCACCGGCGCUCACUGGAACUGAGCAGCCUAGCUGGUCCUGGGGAGGAGCCUCUCGAUCCUGACAGCCUGGGAAAGCCCACCAAAGUGCUGGGCGGUGCCGAGCUGUCUGUCGCGGCUGGAGUGGCUGAGGGGCAGAUGGAGAACAUUUUGCAAGAGGCCACCAAAGAGGAGAGUGGGGUAGAGGAACCUCCCCAUAGGGGGAGCGUUGAGAUGCAGGAGGUCGAAGAGGAGGCUGUCUUAGAAAAGCAGAUCAGGGCAAAGACCCCCGAGGGCUCAGCCAUUAUCUUUCUUCAAGAACCAGAACUGGGUGAUGCUGCUCUGGUGAACUGUCCAGACACUGGCCUUUCUGUGUUCUCCCAGGAUAUUCCUGAGCAGCAGGGUAGGCACAGUGUUCUCCCCAGUUUUCUCCCAGAGUCCCUCGAGCGAGAGGAUGCCCAGGAGGUCCCUAUGGAACAGCCCCAAAUAGGAGCUACCACAGAGGGUAGGGAGGAAGCUUUUCUUCCAGUCCCAGUAGAUGCAAAAGAUGGCUAUGGUACCUCACAGUCAAGUUCUCUGCUGCCCUCCCAAGUACCAUUUGAGGCCAGAGGACCAAAUAUAGACAGUUCAAUGGAUAGGUUAACAGAAGAUCAAGUCAAGUCGGAAAGUGGGCCCGAAGGCCAUCAUACACCUUGCCUGGUAAACAGUGGCUGGUUCAGUGACAAGCACAUGCUUCCUCAGACCAUGGAGCCCCGGCCUUCGGGGAAGAGCCUAGCUGAGAGGCCCCAGGUGGCAUCUGUGGUACAUAGGACUUCCCCUGGCAGCACCCACAGCCCAACACAUUCUCCUUGUGCCUUGCCUUUAGCCGAAUGUAAAGAGGGGCUUGUGUGCAAUGGUGCCCUAGAGACUGAAAAUAAGGCUUUAGAGCAGCCCCCAGGGCUUAGCACUCUCCAGAAGCAUGCCACCCCCAACGGGCACUGCACCAAUGGCGAGGCUGGCAAGAGCAAGGACUCACUGAGCCGCCAGCUGUCUGCUACAAGCUGCGGCUCUGCCCACUUACACUCGAGGAACUUGCACCACAAGUGGCUGCACAGCCACUUGGGGAGGCCAUCUACAACGGGCAGCCCUGACCAGCCUUCCCGCAGCCACCUGGACGAUGAUGGCAUGCCUGUGUACACGGACACUAUCCAGCAGCGCCUGCGUCAGAUUGAGUCAGGCCAUCAGCAGGAAGUGGAGACCUUGAAGAAACAAGUACAGGAGCUGAGGAGUCGCCUGGAGAGCCAGUACCUGACUGGCUCCCUCCGCUUCAAUGGGGACUUUGGGGAUGAAGUGACUUCAAUCCCCGACUCGGAAAGCAAUCUGGAUCAGAACUGUUUGUCUCGCUGCAGCACAGAGAUUUUCUCUGAAGCCAGCUGGGAGCAGGUGGAUAAACAGGACACGGAGAUGACCCGUUGGCUCCCUGACCAUCUGGCUGCCCACUGCUAUGCGUGUGACAGCGCCUUCUGGCUCGCCAGCAGGAAGCACCACUGCAGGGACACUGACCGUGUUGAUCAAACGUGGAAUUGUGGGAAUGUGUUCUGCUCCAGUUGUUGUAAUCAGAAGGUUCCAGUUCCCAGCCAGCAGCUCUUUGAACCCAGUCGAGUGUGCAAGUCUUGCUAUAGCAGCCUUCAUCCCACAAGCUCCAGCAUUGACCUUGAACUGGAUAAGCCCAUUGCUGCCACUUCAAACUGAAGCUCAGUGACCUGGGGCGGGCAGAGGCCAAGCUGCUGUUCCUCUGACAGGCCCACACAGCCUGGACAGACCGAGAGGCCCGUGCACUUUGGAAUGGGGGCAUGGAACCACCUGCGCAGAGUGACAGAAAUUUGGGAUGUACCACUGGAUUGUAGAUCGAUUUUUCUUUCCUGUUGUCCCUCCUCCCUCCUUUUGCAUCUUCUGCCUCCAAAAAAGAAAGAAGUCCCCUGGUUGUCUUAAAUUUUUUUUUUUUUUUUUUAAAUGAAAGACCAGAGGUUACCAGGCCCCAUGUAAACUGUUGAGCCGCCUGCUGUCCUGUGAUGCUGAAGGUUGGCUUGGUUCCUCAGGAUGGGAGGUGGCUGGUCAGAGUCAGGAGUGGAGGCCCAGGAUGAGUGAGUGGGGGGAAGCAAGCCAGGGCUGAUGUUUGUGACCAUUUCUCGUGCUACUGCCACAUCAGAGCUGAUUGGAAAAACCUUUGCUGCUGAGGAGGCUGAAAGCAUCUUCCCUCAGAGCACUGCCCCGAGUGCCAUCUCUCUCUUGAGAGGAGCUGGGCCUGUCCGACCUCAGAGAUGAAUGGGAUUGGCAUUUGAGGGAGGGACACAGAGUAAAUGGAACCCUUCCAGGCCCUCUUUCAGGGAAGAAAGGUGUUUGUUUCUCUGAAGCGAGUGAGAGGGACUGGGAAUGGGGGUGGCAUGUUCUCUUUUGCAUGGGAUUCUGUUUUUAACUUGACCCUGGAUGGUCUAGGGCUCCCUUCACUGUCAUGAGUAGGCCUCUCGGCCAGGCUGUGUAGUACUUCCCACCCUCAGGCAUAAGAGUGCAUACUGGCCAGAGUGCGGUGUCCUGCUGCUGUGGCCAAGGCCAAAGCCUGCCCUGAGCCUGGGCACACCUGGAAGCCUCUCCCCCAAACAAUCUCUCUCCCUUGACCAGCACAGGGAAAUCCAGACUCAGGGUUCCAAAAAUUCCCCAUUCCCAAAACAAACAAAUCAUGGAUCUCCCCCCUUAAGGGGUAAGAAUCAGCCUUUUAGAGUGUAAGCCUCUGGAAAGGGGAGCAUGUCCUAUACAAUCAGCCUUCCUCCUCCUUCCCUUCCCUUUCUGGGGCAGUGGGAAGGGCCCAGCGAUCCCCCUGCCCUGCUCCUGUGCUGCUGGCCAGCAGUGAGGGGACACUUGGUGACUCUGCAGGGUUCUUUAGGAAAUUUGUGACACAGCCCGUAGGAGAUUUGGGGCACCUUUCCUCAGUAAGUUUGGUGUGGUCCAAAAAGAGCCUUAAAUCAAGAAUAUUUGUGGUAGAGUGAGUGUGGGGAAGGUUUGUGCUUUGUAAUCUUGGCAUCCAUGUUUUGUGCCUGCCCUCCCUCUUGGGGAAGGGCCAUGCUUGGCUCUGCUAAAAGCUGCUAACUGGUAAUGGCGGAUCGUGGUGAGCAGAUGGGGAUGAGGCCAGGGAACUCUGACCCUUCAGAAGCAAUUCCCUGGCCAAGGGAAGUUGUGUCUCAGGAAGGUGCUCCUGUGUGUGCCUGGGUGUGGUUACGAGGUGGCUCAGAGCCUCCCCUGGAGCUGUCAGUCCAGGCAAAGCCAAGAGCAUCAGAAUGAGUCUCUGACUUCCUAGUGGCCGCAGGUAGCUCAGAGUCUGACUUUAGUGAAACAGGGUGUAGUUCUUCUCCACACUCUGUAUGGUCUGGCCGUGCAGGUGGGGAGAAGUCAGUCUAAUUAAAGAUUGUGCAGUUCCUAGUGACAGGUGCCAAGAGGUUAUGAUACGGGUUUCUUGGGUCUGAUGUACAGUGUGAAUAAAUGCUUGCAGCUCUUAGCCCUUUUCGAUCAAUGAAGCACUUUUUUAUUAAUAUUUUUCUUUGUAUGUAAAGGAGGAACCGUAACUCUCCGUAGCUGUACAUAUAACCCUUUUCUCCUAAAGAGGAGACAGUCAUUGCUCCUAUAUUUUUCAUUUUUUGUCAAAGCAGGAAGUAAAUACUUUAGAACUGUUAAAUAUAUAAAUAAAGUGAAUAAAGUUUA